AUGCCGUCUGUGGACGAUACACAGACCAGGAACAUGCCAAGCCAGACCAUCCACGACAUUGACCCGAACGGUGACCUUGUCCUGAUUGUCGGAUCAGACGGUCUCUAUAACGGCGUCGAUGGUGUUGUCGGCGUUGGCGUCGUCGCUUCCUUUCGAAUCCAUUCCGGAAAUCUCUGUCGAGCGUCCUCCGUCUUCCGCGCCAUGCUCACGGGAAGCUUUCGGGAAGCACGAAGAUACACAGACUCAGAGCAAUGGACUGUCGAGCUUCCGGACGACGACCCCACGGCCUUUGGCCUACUCUUGAUGAUUAUCCACAGUCAUUUCGACAAAGUCCCCUCGGCCCUACAUAUUCAAGCCCUCUACGAUGUCACCAUUCUGACAGACAAAUACGACAUGACGGCUAUUCUUCGUCCCUGGGCAUCGACCUGGCUCCUUUCAAUCAACAGAGAACGAGACGAUCCCCGGGGCUUGACCUGCCUCCCCCCAAUCAACAGAGAAGGGGCCAAGCGGGUGAUUUGGAUUGCUUGGGAGUUAGGAGAUAUGACUCUGUUUGAGCAAAUGGCGAACAGACUUCUCGACACAUUCCAGCUCAAUGAGAGGGGCAAUGUCAUGGUUGGUGCCAAUCGGGUUUCUCCAGAAAAGUACCUGGAUUCAAUUGGACUUUUGUGUGAGCUCUCCCACAUAUUCUGCUUCAGGCAUCAGAUCAAGCUGACGGUUGCAAAAGCAGAACUACGCAGUCAUCGAUCUGAGCUGUUGAAUGAGUGCUUACAGAAACUGUCGGAUCUAUAUCAUAGGUUCUCAGAUGAGAAAAGGUGUCUUUCCAAGACAUAUUUCUAUCGCUUGGGAUCCGUAGUCAGUAGCACCAUCCAUGCCGAUUCUUUCCCCUUGGAUACCAGUGCGGAAGAUAUCAACCUGAGCUUGGAUCGGCUCCGACAACUAUUACGCAAGUCCAGGAUUGACACAAUGUGCGGACAUGAGCUGUGCAUUUGCUCCACUGGGAUCCGAGGGAUUAGUGAAUCAGUACUUGCUCGAAAGUUCCGAUGCUCUCAGCAUUCCUACUACAAGGAGCACCUCGACAACCAGGCUCGGAAGACAGGACUGAUAGGGGGCAGCUGUGCAAUUUAUGCCGAUUUGUCUCAUAUUCUGCCCACCUAG
This is a messenger RNA of Thyridium curvatum, 1155 nucleotides long. RefSeq lists its product as uncharacterized. Gene Ontology annotation, molecular function: protein binding. Lineage: Eukaryota; Fungi; Ascomycota; Sordariomycetes; Thyridiales; Thyridiaceae. Bases 1 to 1155 code for a protein of 384 amino acids. The transcript has a single exon. The record is from RefSeq and is a predicted model, not a curated record.